AAUAAAAUAAAAAAUGUCGUAGUGGGGAACAGGAAGUUCCGGGUCGAAACGACAGAACUGUGUUGUUUUGUCGAUAGUGGUUGUGUCCGUUUCAAAUGUAUCAUUGUAGGUAUGUAAUAGCAUGUUUAAACUAGCUAAUGUCGAGAGAAUAUAUAAUACGAUAGGUAACAAAUCAGUCAAGGUAUUAUCACGUUUGGUAAAGGUUUUAAUUGUAUGUGUUAUUUUGGGGUCAAACUGAGUGAGUGAAGAACGUGUAAAAAAAUAUUUUACAAGUCGCAUAACUAGACUUUGGGUUUAUCUGAGUGUAUGUACAUAAUUUCGUCAAAGUAAUUUCAUAAAGAUUACGUGAUGAAGUGUCAAAAUAGAGGGAAGCUAACUGAAGUUAUCCUUCACCAUUUGGAGAGAGAUGCCAACUGCAUGGAAUGGCGUCGAUUAAUGAGGAUGAAUCGGUUCACGUAUCAAUCUCAUUCCACGGAGGACGGAGUGUCUGCGGGUUUUCGCUCCACCCUUGUACUUGAUUAAUGAAUUAAGUCCGACUCAGAUUAAGUCUGAGGCCGUUAACAUCAACAGUGAGGACAAACCCAGCCUGCCACUCUCCUUCCACACUGAGUAGAAACCUACAGUCACUGGGUCCUGAUUGUGACAGUGGAGUCCAGUUUGCUCUGCAGGAUUCAGAGAUGGCAUCAGUGAAGCUGGAAGACUGCAGUCCAACACUGGAGCUGAAUGUCAUCAUUAAAGAUGAAGAAGAGGAGGAGAAGAUUAGGACAACUGUUAGUCAUGGAUACCAUGUUGAGACAUUCUCCACAUCCAGAGAGCAACAGCAGGAAGACCAGAGAGCUAAGAGGUCUCAUCACUGCCCACAUUGUGAAGAGAUUUUCCCAUUUCUAUCAAAGCUAAAAAUACACCUAAAAAUACACACAGGAGAGAAGCCUUACUCCUGCUCUGACUGUGGAAAAUGCUUCAAAACAUCAACGGUGCUAAAACGUCAUCAGAGAACACACACAGGAGAGAAGCCUUUCUUCUGCCCUGACUGUGGAACUAGUUUCUCUCAGCUUUCCCACUUAAAAUCACAUGAACGUAUACAUACAGGGGAGAAGCCAUACUCUUGCUCUGACUGUGGGAAAUGUUUUAAAACAUUAUAUGAGCUAAAAGUUCAUCAAAGAACACACACAGGAGAGAAGCCUUACGUCUGCUCUGACUGUGGGGUUAGUUUCUCUCGACUGGAUAACUUAAAAACACACCAACGUAUCCAUACAGGAGAAAAACCUUACUACUGCCCUGACUGUGGGGAGAGAUUCUCUCAAAAGACCAACUUAAAAGUUCACCAGAGAACACACACAGGAGAGAAGCCUUACUUCUGCUCUGACUGUGGGAAGAGUUUCUCUCACCAGAUCAACUUAAAAACACACCAACUUAUACACACUGAUGAGAAGCCUUACUUCUGCUCUGACUGUGGAAAAUGCUUCAAAACAUCAACUGAGCUAAAAGUUCAUCAGAGAACACACACAGGAGACAAGCCGUAUUACUGCUCUGAGUGUGGAACUAGUUUCUCUAAAUUUUCCAUCUUAAAAACACAUGAACGUAUACAUACAGGAGAGAAGCCUUACUUCUGCUCUGACUGUGGAAAAUACUUGACAACAUCAACUCAUCUAAAAGUUCAUCAGAGAACACACACAGGGGAGAAGCCAUACUCCUGCUCUGACUGUGGAAAACGUUUUAAAACAUCAAAUGAGCUAAAAGUUCACCAGAGAACACACACAGGAGAGAAGCCUUACGUCUGCUCUGACUGUGGGGUUAGUUUCUCUCGACUGGAUACCUUAAAAACACACCAACGUAUCCAUACAGGAGAAAAACCUUACUACUGCCCUGACUGUGGGGAGAGAUUCUCUCAAAAGACCAACUUAAAAGCACACCAACAAAUACAUACAGGAGAGAAGCCUUACUCCUGCUCUGAUUGUGGGAAGAGUUUCUCCCUAUCGGGUACCUUGAAAUCACAUGAACGUAUACAUACAGGAGAGAAGCCUUACUACUGCUCUUUCUGUGGAAAAUGCUUCAAAACAUCAACUGAGCUAAAAGUACAUCAGAGAACACACACAGGAGAGAAGCAUUACUACUGCUCUGACUGUGGAAAAUGUUUUAAAACAUCAACUGAGCUAAAAGUACAUCAGAGAACACACACAGGAGAGAAGCCUUACUUCUGCUCUGACUGUGUAAAAUGCUUCAAAACAUCAACUGAGCUAAAGGUUCACCAGAGAACACACACAGGAGAGAAGCCUUACUUCUGCUCUGACUGUGGGAAGAGUUUCUCUCACCAGAGCAACUUAAAAACACACCAACGUAUACAUUAACUUCAUGUGGGUACCUGGGACGGUUGCGUCCCACCUGGUCAACAUCCGGUGAAAUUGCAGAGUGACCAAUACAAAUUUAAUUACUAGAAAUAUUUACAUUUCAUGAAAUCACAAGUGUAUUACAUCAAAAUAAAGCUUAACUUGUUAAUCUAGCCGCCAUGUCAGAUUUCAAAAAGGCUUUAACGCGAAAGCAAACCAUGUGAUUAUCUGAGGACGGCGCUCAGCACACAAAACAUUACAUACAGUUACCAGCCAAGUAGACUAGUCACAAAAGUCAGAAAUAUGAUGAUCUUCAUAUGGUUGCACUCACGAGACUCCCAGUUACACAAUAAAUGUUCAUUUUGUUCGAUAAAGUCCCUCUUUAUAUCUUGAAACCUCAAUUUUUCUCUGAGACCAGGUUGUCCCUCUGCAGUAUUCUGUGGGAAGGAGCUAGUAUACACUUUUUUAUUGAACCUCUAUUUAACUAGGCAAGUCAGUUAAGAACAAAUUCUUAUGUACAAUGAUGGCCUAGGAACAGUGGGUUAACUGCCUUGUUCAGAGGCAGAACAACAGAGUUUUACCUUGUCAGCUCGGGGACCUUUUGGUUACUGGCCCAACACUCUAACCACAAGUCUACCUUCCGCCCCUAACAUGUAUCAGAUAGAGAUGGUGUGAUGAUCACUUUUCACCACUAGUUUGGGGGGAUUAUUUUACAACUUUAUUUAAUGAUACACAGUUUAUGAAAUGAAUCCAUGUGUUUAUUAAUUGUCUUUCAAACUAGAUGAGUUAUUUUAGUUACUGAUCAUGAAUGUGUUUGGAUAACUGCAUUGAAGCAAACUUUAUUGAUCUGCCAAUGAAAAAUAAAGCUACAUGAAUAUGUA
Molecule: messenger RNA, 3208 nt
Organism: Oncorhynchus nerka (sockeye salmon)
Lineage: Eukaryota; Metazoa; Chordata; Actinopteri; Salmoniformes; Salmonidae
Product: zinc finger protein OZF-like
Exons: 3
Coding region: 678-2348 (556 amino acids)
Biological process (GO): regulation of transcription by RNA polymerase II
Cellular component (GO): chromatin; PcG protein complex; transcription regulator complex
Molecular function (GO): RNA polymerase II cis-regulatory region sequence-specific DNA binding; DNA-binding transcription factor activity, RNA polymerase II-specific
Source: RefSeq, a predicted model, not a curated record